UGUCGGUGAACGGGCUGCUCUUCGCUAAUUAGACUUCAUAGUUUGACCGAUUCUACAGUUAGUAAUAAAAUUUAGGUAGUUUAAAUAAUCACUGAAAUUUAAUAGGUGCUAUUUUGAAGAAAGAGGUUGAGUCAGUUUUAUUAAUCCUUUGUGAAAGUUCGUGCAGUAUGUCCACACUUAAAGGGAAACUCAUGCAAGUAGGCCAAAAUGAGGGCGCGAGGGAGGAAGCAAGAGUGAAAGUAACGGUCGUUGGCGUGGGUCAAGUGGGCAUGGCGUGUGCUUUUAGCAUACUUCAGUCUGGCAUUGCUGAUGAUGUCACUCUGAUGGAUGUGAUGGAGGACAAAUUGAAAGGUGAAGUGUUGGAUCUUCAGCAUGGCAGUUUGUUCUUGAAGACAUCAAAGAUCAGGGCAGCUAAAGACUACUCGGACACAGCCGAGUCCAAGCUGAUUGUGAUCACUGCGGGUGUGCGUCAGAGGCAGGGAGAGAGUCGGCUGGCCCUUGUGAAGAGGAAUGUGGAGGUGUUUAAGCACAUCAUACCUGCCCUGGCCAAACACAGCCCCUCCGCUCUCAUCCUCGUUGUCUCCAACCCAGUGGAUAUCCUGAGCUAUGUGACCUGGAAGCUGAGUGGGUUCCCCCAGGAGAGAGUAAUUGGCAGCGGAACCAACCUGGACUCGGCUCGUUUCCGUUUCCUCAUGGGGGAGAAACUUCAGAUCCACCCAAGCAGUGUGCAUGGCUACAUCAUUGGAGAACACGGAGACUCCAGUGUUCCAGUAUGGAGCGGUGCCAACGUGGCAGGAGUCAACCUGCAGACCUUGAUCUCUGAGCUGGGGGCAGAUCAAGGCUCAGACAACUGGGCUGAAGUACAUCAGGCAGUAAUUAAGAGUGCAUAUGAAGUCAUUAAACUCAAAGGCUACACCUCAUGGGCCAUUGGGCUGAGUGUGUCUAGUCUGGUCCAGGCUUUGCUGAAGAACCUCCACACUGUUCACCCAGUCUCCACCCUUGUCAAGGGAAUGCAUGGCAUUGAAGGGGAGGUGUUUCUUAGCCUGCCGUGUGUGCUGGGUUGGAGUGGUGUGUGUGGGGUGCUCAACCUGCCACUCAAAGAGGCCGAAACCAAAGGCCUACAGCAAAGUGCUCACGUCCUCAGAGACAUCCUCAAGGACCUGAACCUCUGAAACUCUUCACUCUACUUCUGGGAUUUGCCCUGUUUGUUUGCUUGUUUGUUUGUUUGUUUGAAACAGCUGUUUAAUGUCAUUUCUGCUUGUGUCAUUAAUGAACUCCUAUAGGUGAGGUACAACCCUUUUGUCAUAACUCGACUUCAUAGAUUUACUGUGCCAUUGAAGAUCACAGUAGUGUUGAUGGGGAAUUUACGAAUUCCAAAUGGGUUAAAACAAAUUACUUUCCACUUUCUGGAGUUUUCUGAAUCAUGUGUAAUCUUGCUUAUAUAAGAGACAAGAAAAAGCAGCAUCUAUCACUGCUGGUGUUUAAGAUAGGAUCUAAGCUGAUUUUUGCUUGUUCAGUAUACAUACACAUUAAUUACAUGGAGACAGUGUAAAACGGCACACUUAACAGGGCUUAUCAAGUUAUACUUCAUUUUGGCAGAUGAGGGCGCCAAAGCUAAACUUUGAAGUCAUAAUUUACAUGAAAUGUUUGCCAUAUCAGCUAAAACUCUGAUUUAGUUCUGCAGGCAAACUUAACCUGUGAUUUGCAUGCUUAGAGGUGAUGGAAAAAUUGAGAAAGUGUUUUGAGCAGAAAUCAUAAGUAGAUGUAAUAGAAUGCAGAUACAUUCUGUUUUGAAACUCAGUUGCCUGUCAUCCUGAUUGAUUUAACUACUGCCAAGUUUCCUAAUAAAAGCUUA
This is a messenger RNA of Chanos chanos (milkfish), 1855 nucleotides long. RefSeq names its product L-lactate dehydrogenase B chain. The transcript is spliced from 7 exons. The coding region runs from base 168 to 1172 and encodes 334 amino acids. The record is from RefSeq and is a predicted model, not a curated record. Gene Ontology annotation, biological process: lactate metabolic process; pyruvate metabolic process. Gene Ontology annotation, cellular component: cytoplasm. Lineage: Eukaryota; Metazoa; Chordata; Actinopteri; Gonorynchiformes; Chanidae. Gene Ontology annotation, molecular function: L-lactate dehydrogenase (NAD+) activity.